CAUACCCUCAAAGCCAUUAUGAUGAUAAGUGAGCAGAGAUAGUGAGAGAGAACUUUGAAAUUUUAAUGGAAAGGUCAGGACGUUUGAUGAUGAUGCGAGGAUGCAAUCCGGAUUACAUCACACCACGUCGACGACCAACACCAAGCUAGCAAGGAGUUUGAGAGUCAACAACAUCUGUUGGCAUUGCGGAAUACCUCCUAGUAGAGAGCCAAUUCUGAUGAUUCUCACGACCGUGCCCGUGUUACUGCAGGAAGCUGAGGGAUAUAUUCUGAUCCCGGAACGUCUGCCCUCAAUCAGAGCCACGAAUCGGGAGAUCGUGCCCGGCGAAAUUAUUUCUCCAUCCCCGUAUUGGCGCGUCCCAAAAGUUCAGCAACCUCACUUCUGAAUCCGCCCUCCCAUCCAUCAAACCACAGCAUCAUGGUCCUCAGAAUCCGCCUCUCACGCUUCGGCAAGCGCCACGACCCCUUCUACAACAUUGUCGUCUCGCAAGCCCGCACCGCCCGCGACAGCAAACCCCUAGAAGUCCUCGGCACCUACGACCCCAUCCCGCAACCCCCUCCCCCGGGCUCCGUCUCGCGCCGCGCGUUCAAAGAAAUCAAGCUCGAUGCCGCGAGAGCACGGUACUGGAUUGGUGUGGGUGCGCAGCCGAGUGAUUCAGCAUGGCGGCUAUUAUCAAUGGUCGGAAUCUUGGAGCCCCGCUUCCGCGUCGCGCAGAUAAAACAACAAGUCGUGGCCGCAGAUAAUCCGCUAGCGGCGGUAGAUGCGGCGCGCAAGACGGCUGAGGCGGCGGCGAGGAAGGCGAAGAAGUCGGCUGCUAAGGCUACAGUUCCUCCACCGGAGCAGAAGGCGUAAUACGCUUAUUAAAAGAGUGAAGGAUGAAGGGAGCCUGGGCUCAAUUGAUCUGCAUUGGAUGGCGUUUGGGAUGGCUGCGCUGCGUCGCGGCUUAUGUAUAAAAGACGACUGGUGAGACGUGGGU
Mytilinidion resinicola is the source of this 976-nucleotide messenger RNA. Its product is annotated as ribosomal protein S16. Lineage: Eukaryota; Fungi; Ascomycota; Dothideomycetes; Mytilinidiales; Mytilinidiaceae. The record is from RefSeq and is a predicted model, not a curated record. Gene Ontology annotation, cellular component: mitochondrial small ribosomal subunit; ribosome. The transcript is spliced from 3 exons. Bases 418 to 852 code for a protein of 144 amino acids. Gene Ontology annotation, molecular function: structural constituent of ribosome. Gene Ontology annotation, biological process: mitochondrial translation.